AUGUAUACAUUGCAAAGAUUAUCUAGUAUUAUCUUGAAAUCAUGGUGUUUUACUGCUGUGUUCCCAAUUGUAAAUCUUCAGGAUUUGAUGAAAAUAUAUCAAUGCAUAAAUUUCCAAAUGAUGAAAGGCAAAUUAAGGUGUGGAAAGACAGGAUACGUAGGUCAGGGUCAUCGGCUACAAAGGAUGACUUUAGAGUAACAGCCAGCACCAGAGUCUGUUCAAAACAUUUCCAAUCUGUAGACUAUGUUUGCCCAGAUGCAGCAAAGAAACGUUUAAAGUGUGAUGCAGUUCCGUCUGUUUUCACAUGGAUUCACACACCAAAGCGGAAGUCACCGAGAAAGAGAAAGUUUGAGGACAGCGAUGAGACAGACACUGCAUCAGAAGGCGAGGAGAGAGUGCAUCAGGAAGUACAGGCUAAUAUAGUCAUGCCGUGUACUCAUAGAUUCUCAAUGAAUAACAUCGUACAUUCCAAUCCUAAGCUGAAUUUGUUACGUUUUUAUACAGGCUUUGCAACUAUUGCAGUUUUCAAUACCGUUUUAGAACUGAUUGUGCCAAAGAAGGACCGAUCGAAGUUCAAUAACAUACUGGGAUCGACGCAAAAGUAG
Messenger RNA from Mercenaria mercenaria, 605 nucleotides. Its product is annotated as 52 kDa repressor of the inhibitor of the protein kinase-like. The coding region runs from base 42 to 605 and encodes 187 amino acids. Lineage: Eukaryota; Metazoa; Mollusca; Bivalvia; Venerida; Veneridae. Gene Ontology annotation, molecular function: sequence-specific DNA binding. The record is from RefSeq and is a predicted model, not a curated record. The transcript has 2 exons.